GAAUACGGGAGGAGGGUAAACUUUUUUUAUGUGUUAGCGCAUUCCUUAACUUUCUUUAGUCUGCAGUUGGGCUGUCAGAAAAACUGGGUAUGGAAGAUCGCUUUGCAGCUGGGCGGGCUGUCGACGAGGCAACAUCACAGCAAGAUCAAAAUAAGACAGAAGGCACGGUCAUCUCCGCCCACCAUGGAAGCAUCAUCAAUGCAAACCAUUUUAAUAAUGUGCACAUAAAUAAUCUUACUCUCACCACAAGCUGUACAUAUGUUCCAGGUCAGACAGACCAAGCUAAUGUUGUCACUCCCAAACUGGAAGAGAACAUCCAAAGUUGUCAAGAUGAAUUAAAACGCUACCUUCGGUCAAGAACAGAGACUCUGUUUCCAGGAAUGGCAGAAGAAUCAUCGAACCUUUCUUUAAACAAAACCUAUACAGAGCUGUACAUCACAGAGGGAGGCAGUGGUGAAGUCAACAGGGAACAUGAGAUCAUUGAGCUGGAGUGCACAAGGUGUACAAACGAAGAAAGAAAAAUCCAUCUCAAUGAUAUUUUCAAGGUUUUACCAAAUGAAAAGUAUCUCCCAAAAAGAGUUCUGACUAAAGGAAUCGCUGGUAUUGGAAAAACAGUGGCUGUUCAGAAAUUCACUCUGGACUGGGCAGAUGGAAAAGCCAACCAUUUCUUCCAUUUUGUAUUUCCCUUCACAUUUAGAGAUCUAAACUUGAUAAAUGAGAAAAGUGUCAGUCUUAUUGAUUUAAUAUGUGACUAUUUUGAAGAGGUCCGGGAUUUGAAAGAUUCAGUAUACAAGCAAUCUAAUCUUUUGUUCAUCUUUGAUGGCCUGGAUGAGAGCAAAUAUCCUCUGAACUUUGAGAAAAACGGGAUGUGUCGCAGUGCUACAAAGACUACAACAGUUGACGUAAUACUCACAAACUUAUUCAAAGGGACACUGCUGCCAAAUGCUUCGGUCUGGAUCACAACUCGACCAGCUGCAGCCAAUAAGAUUCCUCCAAAUUGCAUUAACAUAGUGACAGAGGUACGAGGCUUUAAUGACGAGCAAAAGGAGGAAUACUUUCGAAAGAAUAUCAGUGACAAGAAUGUUGCUCAAAGGAUCUUAGAUCAUCUUCUGUCGAAACCUUUGAGAAGUCUUUACAUCAUGUGCCACAUUCCUAUUUUUUGUUGGAUUUCAGCCACUGCACUUCAGAGCCUUCUGUCAAAUCAGGAUCAAAAUGAACUCCCUAAAACGUUAACAGAAAUGUAUAUGCACUUCCUGAUCAAACAGACAGAGUUGAAAAAACGAAAAGAUUACCACGGAGGUGAUCCGGACAAAGAUAUGGUCAUGAAAUUGGGAAAACUGGCAUUUGAACAGCUGGAAAAGGGGAACAUUAUCUUCUGUGAAGAAGACUUGAAAGAAUGCAACAUUGACCUGAAACAAGCUGCUGUUUAUUCCGGUGUUUGCACACAGAUCAUAAGAAAAGAAAGCGGUCUUCACAAAACGGAGGUUUACUCUUUUAUACAUUUAAGUGUCCAGGAGUUUCUUGCAGCUCUGUAUGUACACAAGACCUUCGUAGAGCAUGGGGAAAAUCUUCUCACCAAAAGAAAAGUGAAAGUGGUGUCUGUGGCGGGAAAAACUCCGGUUACAUCUCUACAUCGGAGUGCAGUGGAUAAAGCUUUGGACAGUGAUUAUGGACAAUGGGACUUGUUCUUACGGUUCCUGCUGGGUCUGUCUCAAGAUAAAAACCAGGAGCUUCUUGAGAAAGUUUUUGACCCUAAAGUCAUACUUCCACAGAGCCGCGAGGAGACAAUCAUCUACAUUCACCGUAAAAUAGAGAAGAUGUCAUAUACCAACCAGGGCAUUAAUCUAUUCCACUGUUUAAAUGAGUUGGGAGACCAAUCUCUUGUGGAGCAAGUCGAAAAGUUCUACAAGUUGGGGGAUGUCAGUAAGAUUUUACCGGCCCACUGGUCGGCUCUGGCUUUCGUGCUGCUUGUUUCCAAUGAUGACUUGUCUGUUUUUGACCUGAAAAAGUAUCAUGGAUCUGAUGCAGUUCUAGAGAGGCUGCUACCAGUGCUCAAAGCAUCAAGGACAGCUUUGUUAAGUGAGUGUAACCUCACUGACAGGUGCUGCAGUAACAUUUCUUCAGCUCUCACCAUGAAGUCUGGUGGCCUCGAAGUGCUGGAUUUAAGUGGAAAUCGUCUGUACGACUCUGGAGUAGAGCUGCUGGCUGACAGCCUAAAGAGUCCCAACUGCAAACUUAAAGGACUCCGAUUAAAACAGUGUGGCAUGACAACAGAAGGAUGUCAGCAUUUGGCCAGAUGUAUAGCUUCCAAUCCAUCUCAUCUGAGGGAGCUGGAUCUCAGCAAUAACACAUUUGGUGAUGAGGGAAUGAAGCUUCUUUCUGAUGUAUUCAGGACAUGCUGUUUGGACACUCUGAGAUUAAAACAGUGUGGCAUGACAACAGAAGGAUGUCAGCAUUUGGCCAGAUGUAUAGCUUCCAAUCCAUCUCAUCUGAGGGAGCUGGAUCUCAGCAAUAACACAUUUGAUGAUGAGGGAAUGAAGCUUCUUUCUUAUGUUCUCAGGACAUGCUGUUUGGACACUCUAAGGGUGUCUCAGUGCGGUCUUAAGGCAAAAGGAUGCACAGACCUGGCAUCCGCUCUUUACUCCAAUCCAUCGUACCUAAAGAACUUGGAUCUGAGCAGGAACAGCUUCGAUAGAACAUCGGUGGAUCAGCUUUCUGACUUCCUGAAGCACCCUGACUGCCAGCUGCAACGAUUGUGGCUGUCUAAAACCAACUUACAAAGAGAAGGUGCAGCUGUUCUGGUCUCAGCUAUGAACCCGAUUCACCUGAAGGAAUUAGACCUGGGAGCCAAUCAAAUAGGUGAUGCUGGGGUGCAGGAAAUUUCUGCACUGCUACAGAGCCCAGACAGCAAAAUUGAAGCCCUGAGACUUGCAGAUUGUUGCUUUGAGGAUAAAGGCUGUGCUGCGUUGUUGUCAUCUCUGUUGACAAACCCGGCCCAUUUAAGAGUCCUGAAUCUGGAAUGGAACAUCAUUAAAGAGGAAAGUGUUGAAAAACUCUCAGCAUUCUUGGAAAACCAAAGCUGUCAACUGGAGAUACUAAACCUGAGCUGCUACUUUACAACACCAGAUGAAUGCAAGCAUCUGAUUUCGGUUCUUAGCCGCUGCUCUUCCCUCCAAGAGCUCAUCCUCUCGCACAACCCCAUCACCAGCGAGAGCAAGAAGCUGGUGUGUGAUUGGUUGAGCAAAGCCGAAUGUAAACUAGAGGUGCUGAGGUUUUACUAUGUGGAAGAGUUCACCGGAAUACCGCUGGAAGUAACUCUGAAGUCAAACCCUCCACACCCGAAAGAGCUGCAGAUGGUCAUAUGUGGUCAAAUAAAUCAGGUCUGAAGAUGCUGACUGAUUUAUAGACGAACAAUUUCAAACUGAUUGUGGCAGACCACCUCAGGGACACUGACAGAAAAAAAUCAUGAAAUCAGGGCUCUUUUUAAAUGUAUGCCUGCUUGACCAUCACAUGCAUUUAUUCUCCUUUUUAAAGAAUGUCUUUCAGUUUGUUCAUCAAAUAAAUAUAGUCUUCAGGAAUCCUCAGACUUGAGAAAGUCUAUAAACUGAAUAUCUGUGACAUUUUCUUUUCAUUUGCUGGUUUAGUGCAGAAUACGGGUACAGUUUAAAGGUUUUGUAUGACACCACUUUUUGACAAUCUCAAGUCAACAUAAAUAUAUUUUUGCCCACUGAAUAAUCAUGUGUUAGCAGAGUUUCAAGGACGUUCAAUACCUCUGGGAUGACAUUAUGAUGUUUGCAUAUUUGGGUACAGCCCGGAGGAACCUAAAAGCUGUAAGGCAAGACAAAUUUAUUUAUAUAGCACAAUUCAGUACAGAGACAAUGCAAAGUGCUUCACAUGAUUAAAAUA
This is a messenger RNA of Fundulus heteroclitus (mummichog), 3906 nucleotides long. RefSeq names its product NACHT, LRR and PYD domains-containing protein 12-like. Gene Ontology annotation, molecular function: protein binding. The record is from RefSeq and is a predicted model, not a curated record. NCBI's taxonomy places the organism in Eukaryota, Metazoa, Chordata, Actinopteri, Cyprinodontiformes, Fundulidae. The transcript is spliced from 12 exons. Bases 90 to 3386 code for a protein of 1098 amino acids.